Messenger RNA from Formica exsecta, 1524 nucleotides. It is a transcript of the gene EndoG, whose product is annotated as endonuclease G, mitochondrial. The transcript has 5 exons. Bases 169 to 1146 code for a protein of 325 amino acids. Gene Ontology annotation, cellular component: mitochondrial inner membrane; nucleus. NCBI's taxonomy places the organism in Eukaryota, Metazoa, Arthropoda, Insecta, Hymenoptera, Formicidae. Gene Ontology annotation, molecular function: single-stranded DNA endonuclease activity; nucleic acid binding; RNA endonuclease activity. The record is from RefSeq and is a predicted model, not a curated record. Gene Ontology annotation, biological process: apoptotic DNA fragmentation.
AUGUUAUUAUACAAUACAUCAACAAUAACGUGUACUUAUCCUUUUCACGAUUUCGCGCAGUUCCUAUGUAUGUGAUUCUAACCUCGUAUUAUAAAGUGCAUUUUGGAUGCGUUUUCUCGUUGAGAGCUCGUUCUCGCAGAUGCUACUAUAACAAAAUAUAAGGAAAACAUGAAUGGUAUAAGGCAAGUAGCGUGUACGUUGACCGCCCUGACCAGUGUGGGUUUGGGAGGCUGGUAUCUGGGCAAGUUCUCCGAACACAGGCGACAUUGGAACGAGAAAGACAAUGAAACAAGCGUUUUAUCGAGGAUGCCGAUUCGGAGUAUGCCAGGAUUGCCCUUGUUUGGUACUGUUUCGGCGGCCACUUCUUUGACAUCCGCUGAAAGCAACCGCCAGAUGGGUUCCAAAGUGUCCUCCAUCGCUACAAGAGUAUCGCAGAUUAUGAAAUUUGGUUUUCCCGGAUUGGAUCAUGUCAGGUCGUACGAGGAUUUCGUAUUGUCGUAUGACAGGAGAAAUAAAGUUGCUCACUGGGUGUUUGAGCACUUGACUAAAGACAGACUACAGUGUAAAAAUGAAGUGAAUCGUUCAAAAUGCGAGUUCAAGCCUGAUCAGAGUAUACAUCCUUUCUUCAGAUCAGAGAAUAUAGAUUACAAGGGAAGUGGCUAUGACCGUGGUCACUUGGCUGCAGCUGGAAAUCAUAGAGUGGAACAAAAUCACAUGGAGCAAACCUUUCUUCUCUCCAAUAUGGCACCGCAAAUCGGUGUGGGCUUCAACAGAGAUUCCUGGAACAGAUUGGAGAAACAUGUUCGAAAAUUGACAAAUGUCUAUAAAGAUGUUUAUGUGUGCACAGGACCAUUGUAUCUUCCCAAAAAAGGAUCAGAUGGAAAAAAAUAUGUACAUUACGAAGUGAUAGGCGCGAAUCAUGUUGCGGUACCUACUCAUUUCUAUAAGGUGAUUGUUGGAGAGACAAAUGACUGCAAAUUGGAUAUGGAAGCUUUCGUGAUGCCAAACGCGCCAAUCGAUGAUAACACGCCACUCACUAAUUUCCAGGUACCACCAGAGAGAAUCGAACGCGCUGCCGGACUCUUAUUCUUUGACAAAAUAUCACGCGAUAAACUAAGCAAGGUGAACGGCAAAAGGAUAGUCUAGCUUUAACAACUGCUCUUAAACAAUAAAAAAAUCUCAAUUUUGAAUUACUUACAAUUUUAAAGAUUCUUAAUUUCUGACAUGUCAUCAAGCAUUAUAUAUAUAUAUAUGUCUAAUCAAUUAAAAAUUCUAUAAAACUAUUAUUGUAUAUGAUUUUUAGAAAUUUUAUCAAUUACGACAUUUUUUGUAUUAUUUUAGCUAUAUUUUAUCGAAAUAAUAAAUAUAGAUUUGUUUGUUAAAUUAUGUAUGCAUUUAUUGAUUUUGUACAUUUAAUUAUCCGCUCGGAAUCGCCUUAUAUCUUAUGUAACAUGCUGUAUAUAGGGAAUACUCUUAUAUUUCGAUUUGUCGUGAUCACAUUGAAUAAAAUGCUCAUGUUUAAAU